This is a messenger RNA of Jaminaea rosea, 839 nucleotides long. RefSeq lists its product as hypothetical. The transcript is spliced from 2 exons. The coding region runs from base 263 to 751 and encodes 162 amino acids. The record is from RefSeq and is a predicted model, not a curated record. NCBI's taxonomy places the organism in Eukaryota, Fungi, Basidiomycota, Exobasidiomycetes, Microstromatales.
UUCAUCACGCCCAGCUGGCGGUGAUUUUGCCAGCCCCUAGUGAGUGAGCGCCGAGGCGUGUAGCACGUCACGGCCACCACCAAUCACACGAGACCAGCUCCACGCUGCUCCCGAAGCUCAUAGCCAGAGCAUAUUCAGAGCAGGCGUCCAAGUGUAGGCGAUUACCGAAGCGACAUCCAAAGCAAGCAUCAACUGGCCCGCUCAGGUCCGCUCAAAACCAACAUCGAGUCAGGCACGCAACUUGAACGGCCGUGAUGUACUGAUGAGAGGUGGGCAAGUGACGUGUUGCUACCUAAUUUCGGCAGAGCAGUCCGAGUCCCGCCUCCUUCCACUCUUCACUCUCCUUCCUCCCUCGCUCCACACUCCUCUGGUGUGGCUGCUCUACGCUCACCCUCAUGCUGGCCACCUCAUGCGCCGAGGUGACGCUCUUUCGGGCACUGGAAGGAUUAGCCACGCAUCGCACGCUAGUCUGCCCAACGCCCGCCUCGCGAGGAGCGAAGCAGAAUCGACGGAUGAGGACGAGGAUGAGGACGCUGCCGCAACGAAGACUCUGAGGCCUCCUGAGGCUGGCACGGCGCCCCUCGCCGUCAUCACGAUCACCGGGACGUUUUGGUCCUUUCAGGAUUACCUCGCACAGAACAGGUUGCCUACUCGCUCGACGGAAACAUCGGCACACAUUCCCAGGCUGAUCGACCAUAUUGCAAAAGGCAGAGGAGGUAUGCGACAAAGAUUGUCGAGAAGCUCUGGGUGAACGACGAGCAGCUACCGAAGGUCACGGCUGCCAUCUGGCGGCCCAACCGGAUAUUCGCAAAGAACCUCUCAUCAACUCCUACCCUGCU